This is a messenger RNA of Pocillopora meandrina, 5582 nucleotides long. The record is from the annotation of a GenBank genome assembly. NCBI's taxonomy places the organism in Eukaryota, Metazoa, Cnidaria, Anthozoa, Scleractinia, Pocilloporidae.
AUGAUCUAUAGAAUGAUAUAUCCGUUAACUGUAAACUCUGUCAUGUCCUGUGUGACAUUUUUUGUGGCGUUGAAGUUAAUUUCAGGUAUGAAAUUGCUGUUCCUUAAAGCUGGGCUAUGCGGGAAAGACCUCAACAAGAAAGACAACAAGGAGAAAGUGUAAGUCUUGAGAGAUCUUAUUUCGGGGCUUGGGCUGAUAAGUAAUGGAGAUCUAGAGGUUAUCACAAGAGUAUAAUUCCAGACGCUGUAUUCCUAUGGCUGACUCAUGUUGCAUGGUGAUUUGCCAUGCAAUUAAUCAGUCGUACUCCAAUUCAAACAAUACGAGUACUUGUUAUUAAAUCACUGUCUAUCCUCGUGAUUAGAGAGUGGAACAGUUUUUUUUAAGGUGACUCCGAAGUUUUUACUUAAUUAUCAUAGCCUUAUUGUAAUCUAUAUUUGCUGUAAAAGCUUUUUUUGUAGAUUUCUGUUCAUCAAUAAAUUAAUACAAUUUUUGGUAAUACAGCUGUGUUGAUCUUUGUCAAAAAUCAAAACACUUUAGUCCAAAUUAUUCUUCCUUUAAUAAUUCUGCGUCUUUAACCCCCCUUUAGUAUUCAGAGAUGCUUAUGGGUACUCUUCAGUAUUCACUGCAUCUGGCUCUUGAUAAGUGAUUGAUAUCUUGGAAUUAAGAUGGUGAAAAUUCUUUGUUACUAUGGAUGUUACUAAUGAAAGUAAUCCUGAAAAGGUCAGUUGUUGGCAGCAUUGACAGUCACUACUACCAAAAACAGUUCCUUUCAGGACCAUUUCACCUGCACAGUUGGAUUACAUGAUCAACUGUUGCUUCAGUGUUUCAAUCAUUUAUUUUAUCAAUGUUGCUACCAAAAACUGUUGUCGAUAUUUUUUAUCAAGACAUGGUUGCUCAAAAGGUGGAUAACACAAUCCACUGGAUAAAUCCAUAUCGAGUGGAUAGCUCAGUAUGUUUUGUUAAAAUUUAUAUGCUGGAUAACGAUUUAUCCAUUGGAUAGCAUUAUUCACCCUUUAUACAACUGUACCCAAAUGUUUAUUAAUAAUGUACAUGUAUGUUUUAAUUCCACAGCGCAGAGGGUUUAGGAGUUGUUAGUGGAGCAGUAUUUCUUAUUACGAUGUUUUUAUUCAUCCCAAUCCCUUUUCUCUCUAUUUGGUUUGAGAAAGGUGAUUAUGAUUUUCCACAUCAUGAGGUGAGUUUAUCUCAUAAAAGUGAGGGUAUAAGUAGCUUCUCCUGCGUAUAAAAACAUUGUAUCUAUGAAACAUAUGUUUGAGCAGGUUAUGCAAUUAAGAGGAAUCAUGUGUCAAGCUGUUUGACUUUAUUACCACUGUUCUGUUACUGAGAAUUACGGAAAAUUGUUUGGUCAAAAUUUGUCUUAAAACUUGCUUCUUGAUCCUCACAACUGUGAAGAUUUGAAAACCAAAUUUCAAGUAAAGACUGUUGAUUCUCCCAGUUGUCCAGUGCUGUUUGAGAUUUAAUCACAGUCUACAAAAAAAUGGAAUUGAAUUUUUGAGGUUCUUUAUCUUGCAAGGUUCUUUACCUAAAUGUAGUUUAUUUUAACCAACAUUACUGUUCCUUAAAUAGUUUGUCAUGUUCAUCACUGGCCUUCUGUCCAUCUGUUGUAUGAUCUUCCUGGGAUUUGCGGAUGAUGUUCUUGAUCUCAGGUGGCGAGACAGGCUUCUUCUGCCAGCAAUGGCAUCUCUUCCCCUCCUCAUGGUCUACUGUGUCAAUAUUGGUGUUACAACAAUCAUUGUACCAAAACCCAUCAGAUUCAUUUUUGGCUUUGAUGUAGAUCUAGGUAAGGUUGUAUAGUUAUGCAGCACAGUUUUGAAUUAUGGCCUCCUAAGUCAGUUGGUUUAAUGCUUUUGUGGUUUCUGUGACCUGUGAGAGCUCAGUUAUUGUACAAAGCAUUAUGUAACUCAAGAAUAAAAAGAAAUGAAACUAUUUAAAAGAAUAAACACAUGCUUCCAUUUUAUUCUUCAGGAAUAUUAUACUAUGUUUAUAUGGGAAUGUUGGCAAUAUUCUGCACAAAUGCAAUCAAUAUCUUGGCUGGUAUCAAUGGUGUUGAGGCAGGACAGUCGCUCAUCAUUGCAGUCUCCAUUUUGAUGUUUAAUUUCAUUGAGCUCCAAGGAACUUGUUGUUGGCAGGCUCAUUUGUUCUCAGCAUAUUUCAUGAUGCCUUUCAUUGCCACAUGUUCAGCAUUACUUUAUCAUAACUGGUGAGUUGUUGUCUGAAUUAAGUGAAAACUGCUGAAUUAACCCUUUCACUCCCAUGAGUGUGCAAGACAGAAUUCCUGCUUAAUCCUCUAACUCCCAAAAUCUUAUUAGUAAUUCUACUCACUGUCUACCAUAGAAUUCUUAGGAUGUCAAUUUGGAGACUUUGGUAUUGGAUCAACUAAUGAUCCCCAAAUUAAUAUUUUUCUUUAUUCUCAUCACUUCUAUGCUUGAUAUUGAAUUAUAAAAUAAUUCAAAUAGUGUGUGUGCUCUGAUUGGCCAUAAAACCAUUUUACUGAGCUUAUGUAAACGUGGUUUUCGUUCAUCUUUCAUUAGUUAUUUUAUAAAAGAAAUGUAAAAUGGUUUCCGUGUUUACAUAGCCUGAUGUAAACACGCGGGAGGUUGGGAGAACAUUUGAUAGGCUGGAAACCACUCUGCUUCGCGUCGUGGUUUCCUACGCCUAUCUCAUGUUCUCCCAACCUCCCACGUGUUUACAUCAGGCUAUGUAAACACAGAAACCAUUUUACAUUUCUUCAUUGAUAUUAUAAGGAGAAAUUCUGUCUUGGUCACUCAUGGGAGUGAAAGGGUUAAAAUAUCAAUACAAUACCUAGCAUCAAUGAGAAUGAAGAAAAAUAGCAAUUAGGUGAUUAUUAGUUGACCCAAUAUCAUAUUCUCUGAAGUAAUAUAAUAAGAAUCGUAUAGCAGACAGUCAGGAGAAUUACUGGGAGAAUUUCACUUUCUGUCACCAUUACUGUCCAACUCCAAAAACCAUGAACACCUGAAUUAUAGACACUAUGUGUUACAUUGUAUUAUGACCAAUCCUAAUGGAGACCAAGGCAUGCAAAAUCACCUUCUAACCACAAACUAAUUGGCAAUACUCCACACAGGUCAGUUUUUCCACAUCUUAUUGGCUUCCUCUGUGACACCAGAAUUUGUCCCUUGUCCAUAGUCUUCUGAAUUUUACAUUACUGUAAUGCAUAUAUUGUAUUUUUUUUAAAUCAUUUUUCAUUUGACAUGUUAAGUGUUUUUAAGUUACAAGUUCAAGUCAUCCUUACCACCUUUCCCAGAAAUAAACUAGUAAAACUUUAAAUCAAGAAUAAAAGUGAACCACAACACAUCUUUCUUAUAUUUUUCCAAUAUUCCAUUUUAGGUACCCAUCCUCUGUAUUUGUUGGAGACACAUUUUGCUAUUUUGCGGGAAUGACAUUUGCAGUAGUUGGCAUUUUAGGACACUUCAGUAAAACAAUGUUGCUGUUCUUUAUUCCACAAGUUAUCAACUUUGUUUACUCAAUUCCUCAAUUGUUUCGUUUCAUACCAUGUCCAAGACAUCGACUACCAAGGUGAGUUUGGAAAUGUAACAAGUGGUGAGACUGCAGCUGAAUCCAGAUAAUAGAAUUUCAAGGGCUUUAAAACUCCUAAGAUCCAAUUAAUGACCCUCCCAAUUGACUGUUACAUGUUUACACUUAAAUAGGACAGGAGAACUCCAUUUUAAAUCAAGAAAACACUCUCCAAUUGACAAGCAUCUCAGUUCUCAUAGCUUCUUUGGAAGAUAAUGUAUUGGAAUGGUAAUGAGAAGUUAUAAGCUUAUCACCUCCGGGAAUAAGGAUUGACAUGGGUCAUGUGAAAUUCUAAUUAAGUUUAGCAAGUGAAAAGUUUAGCGUCUGAAAUGUGCCAAAGUUGAUGAUUAUAAAAUUUUACUUCAUUUACAUUGUAUCACUCAUUUAUUAUUGAUUAACUUUUUCCUUUUAUAGGUUUAACCCAGACACUGGUUUGCUAGGAAUGAGUUACAGUUUGUUUAAAAUGUCUGACCUUCAUCCGUUAGGGAAACUUAUAUUGUCAGUGUUCAGUCUUCUAAGAUUAGUUACAGUGGAGGAAGGUGUUGGUGAAGACAAAAAAUCUACACGUGUUAACAACUUGACACUUAUAAACUUUGUUAUCAAAGUGCUGGGACCCUUACAUGAAAGAACAUUGACAAUAAUUAUCAUGGGAAUACAGGUAAAAUUAUUAAUUAAAAACCUCUAUCAGUAUUUAUGAAGGACCACUUUACAGUCACAUAAUUUGCUCAAGGCCACGAAGUAUGAACCAAGGGCACUGAAGUCCAUACAUUAGGACUGAGAGCCGAAUAUUUGCUUGUUCCACUCAAGUUUACUCAGUCAGUAAACAUUUUCAUUACAAGCCUAACUCUCUUUCUCUGUCUUUUUUUUUGGUUUAGUUCCCUUCUUGUAGAGCCAUGUGGCUCUUUCCACCCUGCUUGCUUCAAGGUUAAGCCCCAUUUGUGCCUGCCAGUCAUUUUCUUUAACAAGUUUCUAUUGUUAUUUUUUUCUAUGUUGCUGUACAAUUAUCACAAAGGGAUAUCUUAUCAUAAGUCCUCUUCAAAUUUUAGCAAAUAGUCUUAGAACAAGAAAACAUGUUGAGGACACUUCUUGGGGGAACAUUUAUGGGUUUGAACAACCAGACAGAAACUUGGCAACUUUUCCUGAGUUCUUUUUCAUGUUUUUUUUUUCCUGUUUUCUUUUUGAGCAAUUGUGCCUGACCUCGUUGAUGUAAAAUACAAGGAUUACCCUCAGAUUUAUUAAAUUUGCAAUAGAGAACAAUUUUCCAAGCCUUAACGUUUUGUGAAACAAGUUAGGUAUAUUGUGUUUCCUUCAUGGGUAACGAUCAAUCAGAAACAUUUUUGCACAUGUAUAUGGUGCAUGUAGAUUAUAAACCUCAGUGAUGUAAUUAACAUUACAAAUAUAUAGAGAUCUAUGCAGCCAGCUAAUUUUGAGUUCUUUUCUUUGCAGAUUUGUGGAAGUGUUAUUGCCUUUAUUAUUCGUUACCACCUUGUGAGGUUUUUUUAUGACAUUGAGCAGCAUUGAACUUAUCUUUGAUUUUAGUGUUAUUAACCCUUUAACUCCCUUGAAUGACCAAGAGAGAAUUUCUCCUUACAAUAUAAGUACAAUAUCAAGCAGACAAGAAAUGAGAAUAAAGAGUAGCAUCAAUAGGGGAUUAUUAGUAAAUUCAUUACCAAAUUUUCCAAUUAACAUCACAAGAACUACAUGGCAGACAGCAAUGAGAAUUACUAAUGAGAUCUUGGGAGUGAAAGGGUUGAUAAUCAAUUCAUAAAAACAAUGGAAUAGUCAUUUGUUAUGCUUGAAAAUUAAAAGGAAGAAUGCCGAUCUGUAUGCAGAUUUAAAAAGCUUUUUUAUAGUCAUUUCUGUAAAAAUUUUGUACAUUAACAUGAUAAUUGCAUGUGACAAUUAGACACAGAAUUAUUUGUAAAGAUUAAAAAGCUCAUGAUGUCACCAAAUUGUUUGAUGCUCCUAUGGAAUAAACCCUUAUUUUAACCCUCAAGAGUGACUAACAUUUAAUUUCUCCUUUUGGUUUCUCC